AUGGGUGUAUCAGGAACAUUAGAAUACAUUUCAGAGAUGAUAAGAAGCAGCAAAAAACACAAAAGGAAGAAGCAAUUACAAACUGUAAAACUCAAGGUUAGAAUGGACUGUGAUGGCUGUGAGCUCAAAGUCAAGAAUGCCUUAUCUUCUCUCUCUGGAGUGAAGUCUGUGGAGAUAAAUAGGAAGCAACAAAAGGUGACGGUGACGGGGUACGUAGAGCAAGGCAAGGUGCUCAAGAAGGCGAAAUCGACAGGAAAGAAGGCGGAGAUUUGGCCGUAUGUGCCAUAUAAUCUGGUGGCGCAGCCUUACGCGCCCCAAGCUUACGACAAGAAGGCGCCCCCGGGCUUCGUUAGAAAAGUCGAGUACUCAGCGGGGGCCGUGAAGUUGGACGAUCCCUACAUGGCUAUGUUUAGCGACGACAAUCCAAAUGCAUGCUCCCUCAUGUAGUU
This is a messenger RNA of Salvia splendens (bonfire salvia), 449 nucleotides long. RefSeq names its product heavy metal-associated isoprenylated plant protein 23. Lineage: Eukaryota; Viridiplantae; Streptophyta; Magnoliopsida; Lamiales; Lamiaceae. The transcript has 2 exons. Bases 1 to 447 code for a protein of 148 amino acids. Gene Ontology annotation, molecular function: metal ion binding. The record is from RefSeq and is a predicted model, not a curated record.